AUGCUCCCGCCCGAGAAGACCCUAAAUGGUGCUGACCAUUUUGACUCUGGCCUUCGGAACUCUGGACAAGAGCCUGACAACAAUGUACCCAACGCUAUUACUGCCAGCAUUGAUCCCAACCAACCUCUCUCUGAGCAAGCUCAGCUCCCACUGGAUGAGGGAACAACUCCGAACACCUUCGACCUGGAGCUCCUCGGUCAAUUUUCUGCCGUGAAUGCCAACGUCUCAUCGAGUAUGGCUGCUGCUGUUGCUGAGUUCCUGGAUUCGAUAUACCCCCUUCCUGCGGUCGAUACUACACAGUAUUCGCUCCAAGGCUACCUAGUUCAGCAACAAGUCAUUUCUGGGGUCCCGGGAGAUCAAAUUCGGGCUAUGCGUACCAGCCGUCCACCCCAAGUGAAUUUUGCUCGCGAUGGCAAGAUGUCUUAUGCUCCUCGCGAGCUAUGUCAAUGGAUUGUGACACCAGCCGGGAUUAUGAUGAAUAAUCUCAGACAAGCAUGCUAUCGCGGCAAGCUUGCCGAACUUCCUGUCGAUAUCUGGCUUCCAGUCCCACCGUCCUGGAGCAACAACGGCAGUAACGAGAUUCGUGCACUGGACUCUCAUCCUCCAAAUACCCCUCCUUCUGCCUUGUCACCUUUUACAUCUGUCCACGAACGCCAGAGUUUUAUUAAUUUCUACGUGGAACAUUUUGCUACGCCUGCAUACCUUGCCAAUCUGAAUGGUCUCCAAGAUCAGCACGGAGCUGGGCAUGACACUGCUGCAAGUGGAUUGUUCAACCGCCAGGGAUCUCCCGACAGCACUGAUGACACUGAUGACACUGAUGUCACUGAUGAGAUGGAUGAAGAUGAGAACUGA
Molecule: messenger RNA, 852 nt
Organism: Penicillium macrosclerotiorum
Lineage: Eukaryota; Fungi; Ascomycota; Eurotiomycetes; Eurotiales; Aspergillaceae
Exons: 1
Coding region: 1-852 (283 amino acids)
Source: RefSeq, a predicted model, not a curated record